GAAUGCCUUGUCCGAGUGACAAGGAUGACGUCAAACACCGGAGACCACAGUCGUGUCGGGGGCGCAAAUUCAGUUAAAGAACUUGAAUAUAAAUGCUUUUAUAGUUGUAUGUGACAUUUCAAAGCCUGUCUGACGAUAUAUUCUCUGGCUCAUGAAAACAACAGCAUACAUUUACUUAAAAGAAGAAAGGAUGUGCUGUCUGUAGAUCCUGCUUUGUACUUUGAAUCUUUGACCAUCCUCUGGUGAUCAGCCCAAAGGAUGCCUUACCACUGCGUUGCCUAUGGAUGUGGUAAAACUGCAGACGAUGGUGUGACACUGUUUAGAUUCCCCAAGGACCAGAAAGAGUUUCUGAAAUGGGAAAAGCAGGUUCAGCGAACCCGCAACAAUUGGGUGGCCACCCCAAACUCUCACCUCUGCAGUGAGCAUUUUGGCAGGGAGUAUUUUGAGCCCAAACCAGGGAUUCUGAAGCUGAAGCCUGGAGCUGCUCCAACAGUGUUUGUCCGUCCGCACUGUGCCUCCUGCAGUGGAGCAGGCUGCAGAAAGUGCCUGCCUGCUAUUCAGCGCCGGAGCAUUACAGCUAAACCGACAGAGAGUAACACAAGUUUUGGUGACACAGAUGGAGGAGACAAGAGUGAAAACCCAGCAGGACGAGCAGUUAUGGGAAGGGAAAAAGACAUAGUGGAUAAACCAGUGGUGUGUGAGAUGUGUGGCAUCACCGGCCCCUCAAGCACUUUCUUUUCGAGGGCCAAGCGUUUCUGUAGCCUGUCCUGUUCAAGGUCUUAUUCAUCAAACUCCAAGAAGUCCUCCAUACUGGCACGUCUGCAGGGAAGACCCCCUUCAAAAAAAGCCACUGUGUUGCACAAGGUAAACAAGACGCCUGCAACCCUUGCAGCACCUGCAGCCCAGUUAGUAGUAGAUGCGUCUGCUGCAUAUUUUGAGUGGGGCGCCUAUUUGGACAAGGAAACGUCUCUGGCUGCAUCAGUGUCCUGCUUCAGACAUGCCCCGAUGUGUGACCAGUGGGAUGACAUCCAUGUAGGGAUGAAGGUGGAGGUCCUGAACACAAAUGCAGUCCUGCCCAGUAAAGUCUACUGGAUCGCAACUGUCAUCCAGGUUGCAGGUUACAAAGCACUGCUGAGGUACGAGGGCUUUGAACAUGACAGCAGCCGGGACUUUUGGUGUAGCCUCGUUUCAGGAGAGCUGAAGCCGAUUGGAUGGUGUGCCAUGACAAGCAAGCUGCUGGUGCCUCCAAAAGAUGUGAAGACGAACAUCUCAGAUUGGAAGGGUUACCUGAUGAAGAAGCUGGUGGGAGCUGAAACUUUACCUGUUGACUUCAGCCUAAAGCUUGCAGAGAGUGUUAAGAGCUCCUUCAAAGUCACCAUGCAGGUGGAGGUGGUGGACCCCAAACACGUCAGUCGGACUCGCGUGGCCCUCAUCGACACCAUCGUUGGUGGCCGACUGCGGCUUGUGUACGCAGACCAAAGCGACGCCCCAUAUGAAAAUAUGACGCUCGACUUCUGGUGUCACAUGUGGAGUCCACUCAUGCACCCGAUAGGCUGGUCCCGCAGAGUGGGUCAUGACAUCAAAGCACCAGUUAACAGCGUGGAAGCUGCUGCCAGUACGAGGGGACACAAUGAAAGUAUGACCCUGCUCUUUAAAAAGCCCAGGUUUGUCUACAUGGACGGAUGUUACUACGAGGAGGGAAUGAAGCUGGAGGCCAUCGAUCCCCUAAAUCUGGGAAGCAUCUCUGUGGCCACUGUGCACAAGGUGUUGUUAGACGGCUACCUGAUGGUGGGUAUCGAUGGCACAAUUUCCAACAACGGCUCUGACUGGUUUUGCUACCAUGCCUCAUCGCACGCCCUCCUCCCUGUGGGCUUCUGUGAGAAGAACAACAUUCCCCUCUCAGUACCUUCAGGUCACGACCCCAGGACCUUCACCUGGGACCAAUACCUGAAGGAGGCUGGAGCUCAAGCUGCACCUAAGAGACUGUUUAAUGUUGACUACCCAGGUCACAGUUUCUCCCCAAACAUGAAGCUGGAAGCAGUGGACCUGAUGGAGCCGCGCCUGGUGUGCGUGGCCACUGUGAAGCGCUUCGUGGGCCGCCUGCUGCUUAUCCACUUCGACGGCUGGGAGAGCGACUUUGACCAGUGGAUCGACUACCAGUCCCCAGACAUCUACCCCGUCGGCUGGUGUGACUUCAUGGGCUACCAGCUGCAACCUCCUCCUGGACUCGUGAGUUCAUUUGAACAACAAAUCAAGAAACCCAAACCCCUUGUGUUCAAGAAGAGGAAAAGGAGGAAUGCAAAGAAAAGGCUCUCUCAGGAACAACCUGCUGAUGAUACUGCCCAGGAGCACUGUGUGCAGCCUGAGGCCACUGUCACCAGCAGUCCUUCAGAGCUGUGUCUUCCUCCAAAAGUACCUCUCAUCCAGCCCAAGACUGAGCCAGAGGAGCAGGAGAUCUUUGCAGUGCACGUAAAAAUUGAGGAAGUUGAGGUGGAGAUGGAGGCCCCCGAAGCUGAUCCCCGAGUCUCUCUGAGGGUGAUUAAAAAUGAGGACGCAGGGGAGCCGAGCGAGUCAGAACAACACAGGGCUUCAGGGCCGAGCUGCUCGAAAAAGAAAGUGGAUGAAACCGCAGAAAGAGGACAGCUCUGCUCACUGGAAGAGAGCUCUAACAGUGGGAUGAGCAAAGAGGGGAGCAGAGACAAAAGAAGUGUUGGAAUAGGGAUGAAUCAAGAGGCAGAAGAAGAGGAGGGAGUUCAGGGAGAUGGUAUUACUGUAGAGGACAUUUUGGACAGCGAUAUGGAGCAGAACAUGAUGGGCGGGGCUUCAGACAUGGAGGGGUGAGAUGUAGAGGUCAGAGGUCUGCUUAAAGAAUAAAGACAACUGUAGAGAAAAGUGCAAGAGUGAAGAAAUCUGAGUAUCUGAUGGACAAAAAAAGGCCAAAGUGGCAAAAAAGAUACAAAAGGAGGAAGACGAAAGUCAAGAGAUAGGUACACCAUAUGUAUCUAAAGCCAGUGCCAGUGUUCAAGGUUUAAAGUUAGCAUCCUACAGAUUUCAGUCCUUGUUGAUCUAGCAACAAGUGCGAAGAGCAAGUGCAGAUCCCUUAUUUUUUAGACUCAAAUAUUCAAACCACUUUCUUUUUAUUGCAGCUAUGACGUGUGUGUGCAAGAGUUAACAACAAACAGUGAGACUAGUUUAUGUGAUGAAAUUACAGCGAGAACAGUAAUGCUGGAUGUCAUGCUCAAAUGUUUUCUCUAAACCACUUUGCCUCUGAUAAGCAAUGUGUAUCCAGAGCGGGAAUUUCACUAUGAGUACGAACUACAAGUGAAGCCUCUUUCACACAUGAUCUGACACUUUCCAGACACUAAGGUCCUUACAUUUCCAGACUUGCUCUUUCACUUGACCUCAUUGCAGGAGAUUGCAAGUACCCAAAACUUCAAGUGGUAGAUACCUGGUUUGGUUUAGGUGAGUGAGCAAGAGGUGAGCAUGUGUAAGGAUGUUUGCAUGAUACAGACACAUUAGUAGGAAACAUAAUUCUGAAACUGAGACUAGCUGUAAAGAUUAGAAAGCAGUGCAACUCAGCUCAUUGUGAGAAUCUGUAACUUGUAAUAUCACUUGCCAUAAAAAGUAUCAAACUUCUAACUUUUAAUAUUUUCUAUUCCAGGACUUUGAAUGAUUGUAAACAGCCCACAAGGUCCUGAUCAGUCACUUUUUAAACUACCUCAUGCUAACAAACACCUACACAGUGACUUCAGUGACUUAAAAAUUGUCUGGUUGUUUAACAUGACUUGUCAUUUUGAAUUCAACAUCAAACCUGUUUGUAUAGUUUGAUCAUUCUGAAUUAUUGUAGCAGACCCAGUUUGUUGUAAGGUUUUAUUUUUCUUUGUUCAUGUCCAGAUAUGUUUUCAUUUGUAAAUAUGUAAUCUCUCAUUAAAGAAAAUACUGUUCCUCAACUUUC
Molecule: messenger RNA, 3955 nt
Organism: Notolabrus celidotus (New Zealand spotty)
Lineage: Eukaryota; Metazoa; Chordata; Actinopteri; Labriformes; Labridae
Gene: l3mbtl2
Product: L3MBTL histone methyl-lysine binding protein 2
Exons: 18
Coding region: 259-2841 (860 amino acids)
Biological process (GO): regulation of DNA-templated transcription
Cellular component (GO): nucleus
Molecular function (GO): zinc ion binding
Source: RefSeq, a predicted model, not a curated record